AGUAUUUGAUAACUUGAAGAGUGGAGGCAAGUUCUGUUUGGAAUACAAUGAGCGCAGUUGUGAUGUCUAGAAUUGCGUUCGUAUUGUUCCUGUUACUUCAUGGGCAUUUAUCCAAUGCCUGUACAGAAGAUGAACUAGUGUUCCUCCAAGUGGUAUCUCGACAUGGAAGCACAUCGCCUAAGUUCCUUUACCCUACGGAUCCUAAUCCCAAAGAAUUAUGGAAAGAAGGACUUGACGACUUGACGAUGCUAGGAAAAUUUCAACCAUAUGCUUUAGGAAGCUUUUUGCGAGCGAGAUACGAAAACUUCAUCACUUCUGAUCCUAUAGAGGUUGAAGUAUUCAGUUCUGCAAAAAGAGCUACUGUGAAAAGUGCGCAGUCAUUAGUUACAGCUCUAUACGCGCCCAAUCCAUACUGGGAAGUGGUCAAAAAUUUUUCUUGGCAGCCCAUCUACAUUAAGUACGAAAAUGAAGACGAAGGCAAGUACUUUUCCAAACCAUUUUGCCUCGCUGCAGAUACGGAAUAUGAACAACUUCUGGCUAGAGAUUCGGAUGUAAUCUUGCAGACAUAUCAGACAUUAAUUCAGUUUUGGCAGACGAAUAGUGGAUUAGAGUUGAAAAAUUUAGAAGAUGUAGAAAACCUUUUUGAUAUCCUGAAAACUGAAGCUACCUAUAAUUUGACAGUUCCAGAGUGGGCCAAAAAUUCCUGGACUGAUAUGCGUUACCUUCACGAUUUCUCUUACGCUUGGAAAUUCAAGACAAGGCAUUUGCAACGACUGCGAGGAGGUCCACUCGUUGAUUUAACUCUUAAAACAAUGAAGAAAAAAGCUGCGGGAGAGUUGGAAAAUAAGAAAGUCUAUAUCUAUUCUACGCAUGAUUUUAACAUUGCCGCCUUCCUGUCAACUAUGGGCAUGUGGAAUUACUUGAGACCUGAACCAAGCGCAACAAUUUUGAUUGAAUUGUACGACCAUGAAAAUAACUACUUCGUCCGAUACCUGUAUCUGAACUCUACUAUGCCAGAGAGAGAGCCACAGUACAUAAAUCUGUUGUAUGUCCCGGGAUGCGUCGAAUUCUGCCCACUGAGUUACGUAAUUAACUUGAUGAGCAAUAUGAUCCCAAAUGACUGGGAUGGAGAAUGCCUAUUACUGUAGCAAAGAUAUUUGAAAUAUGCCAUUUAAAAACUUCAUGCAUUUAAAUGUACUUUUGAGUGAAUAUUUUGCUACCAUCAAAAUAAAAUAAUUUGACACAUUGUU
This is a messenger RNA of Stegodyphus dumicola, 1250 nucleotides long. RefSeq names its product prostatic acid phosphatase-like. Gene Ontology annotation, molecular function: phosphatase activity. NCBI's taxonomy places the organism in Eukaryota, Metazoa, Arthropoda, Arachnida, Araneae, Eresidae. The record is from RefSeq and is a predicted model, not a curated record. Gene Ontology annotation, biological process: dephosphorylation.